This is a messenger RNA of Daktulosphaira vitifoliae (grape phylloxera), 1099 nucleotides long. RefSeq names its product survival of motor neuron-related-splicing factor 30 (gene Spf30). Gene Ontology annotation, cellular component: precatalytic spliceosome; nucleus. The transcript is spliced from 5 exons. Gene Ontology annotation, molecular function: RNA binding. Bases 232 to 924 code for a protein of 230 amino acids. The record is from RefSeq and is a predicted model, not a curated record. Gene Ontology annotation, biological process: regulation of alternative mRNA splicing, via spliceosome. Lineage: Eukaryota; Metazoa; Arthropoda; Insecta; Hemiptera; Phylloxeridae.
UUAUCAGUAUUAACAAGUAAAUAGCAUUUUUCAAAGCAUAUCUUUUAAUAAUUUCAAGUUAUUUGUCUUGUGAAUGGAUACUAGUUCAACAAUAACGUUUUGUUGGGUUAUUUCAUGUAUUCAGAUUUUGUGAAUGUUGAUUGUGAAGCAUACCAUACUAUUUAAACGAUUUGAAUUUGUAGAACUUUUAUUAUAUUAUUCCUUGAUAAGAGUUAUACCUCAAAAAAACUUAUGGCGGACGAGCUUAUUAACUACAAACUUCAACUACAACAGGUAGAAGCUGCUUUAACUAAUAGUCCAGAUGAUCCAGAACUUUUAAAACUAAAAACUGAUUUGGAGGAAGUCAUUGAAUUAACUACUGAACUUGUAAAAACUCAGGUACAACCUAAAAAAGAAAUUGUGCAAUCAAAAAAAGAAUCAUCUUAUCAACCAGAUAUACUUCCAUCAGUAUCAAAAACUAAAGAUGAAUGGAAAUCAGGGGAUAGAUGUUUAGCACAAUUAGCAGACGAUGGAAAGUUUUAUGAAGGUACCAUUGAAACCAUAGAUGGUGAAGCUGUUGCUGUCUUAAUUGAUGGACAAAAAUCUGCAGCUGUAACAACCUUAGAUUAUAUCAAAGAUUUGCCAAGAGCUCAUCCUAAUGAAAUGAAACACAAAAAACAACCAAUAGCCAAAUAUAGAGAAUAUCAAAAAAAGAGAAAACUAGCAAAACAACAAAGAUUUAAACAAUUAGAAGAAGAAAGAGAAGUUGAAAAAAAUAAAUGGCUUGCAUUUGCCAAUAAGGUAAAGGGUGUCAAAAAGGGUAUUCCAAAGAAAAGUAUUUUUGCAUCACCUGAUAAUGUUAAUGGGCGUGUUGGAAUUGGAACAUGUGGUCUUGGAGGAAAAGGUAUGACAGAUUUUCCUAUGGCAGAAAAAAGAAAGAAAUAAGACUAAUCUAUUAUUUAAUUAUUUGUAAAAACCUAUUUAAGUUUUUCACUCAGUAAUAAUUUUGUUAAAUUGAUAAAAAAAACUACUUCAUAAUGUUUAAUAUUAAUUAUUUCCCUUUAAAUUUUUUUGUAAAUUUGCACCAAUAUAUUGACUAAUAUUUAUCUAUAUUAUUAAA